Molecule: messenger RNA, 2003 nt
Organism: Sebastes umbrosus (honeycomb rockfish)
Lineage: Eukaryota; Metazoa; Chordata; Actinopteri; Perciformes; Sebastidae
Gene: loxa
Product: lysyl oxidase a
Exons: 7
Coding region: 211-1491 (426 amino acids)
Biological process (GO): peptidyl-lysine oxidation
Molecular function (GO): copper ion binding; protein-lysine 6-oxidase activity
Source: RefSeq, a predicted model, not a curated record
CUCACCAUCACCACCAUCAUCAUCUCACUGGGCGCAUCUGCAGGCUGCAGGAGCAGAGCGAUAUGAGUUUACACGGAUUCAUUUAAACUUUUCCUCUCUGCUCAUUUGGAUAUCCUUCAAAUAGAGAUGAAGGGUAUUUGAGCUAAAGACAAGUGGCACAUUUGAAACAUUCGCUUUGUCGCAUUAAAUCCCCUUUUAGUUGAGUUCAUAAUGGCAUUACGCACAUUUGGCACGCCACUUUACGCAUAUGCGUGCGUCUAUUCUUUUGUUUUCAUCCUGCAAGCUGCUCAGUCUCAGACGAAUCCGGAGACUAACCAAAGAGCUGCACUCCGGCAGACGCUACAGUGGUCACACAACGGCAAGGUUUUUAGCAUUUUAAGCCAGGGCUCGGAGUACCAGCCGCCGAGGCGCAGGGGCGCACCGACGCAGGAGCAAGUGCAGGCGAGACCUGUCACCAUCAUCCGGGAUGUGGACGUGAAACAACCGGACACCUCGAGCCAGCCGCAGCAGCAGCCCCAGCCGCAGCACCAGUCCAGGCAGCAGCAGCUUCAGGAGCAGCACCAGACCAGGCAGCAGCAGCUUCAGCAGCAGCAGCAGCCUCCUCGGCCUCUGCUCCAAAGGCUCGUGAGAGGACACGAGCACCGCCAGCAUCACAAUGAGCGCACGGGGACGCAGACGAGCAACAAUGAGACCAAGGUCACGGUCAGUCCACCUGUGCCCAGGAGAGAUGACAUGAUGGUCGGUGAUGACCCCUAUAACGACCCCUACAAGUCCAGCGAUGAUAACCCAUAUUACAAUCAUUAUGACGUUUACGAGAGACCGAGGCAGAGAUCGAGACCCGGAUAUGGCACAGGGUACCAUCAGUACGGUCUGCCUGAUCUCGUACCUGACCCGUACUACAUUCAAGCUUCCGCUUAUGCCCAGAGAGUCCCAAUGUACAACCUGAGAUGUGCAGCUGAGGAGAACUGUUUGUCAAGCUCAGCCUAUACAUCUAGCAUUAGAGACUAUGACACCCGUAUGCUGCUGAGGUUUCCUCAGAGAGUCAAGAACCAGGGGACGGCGGACUUCCUCCCCAGCAGGCCACGUUACUCCUGGGAGUGGCACAGCUGUCAUCAGCACUUCCACAGCAUGGAUGAGUUCAGCCACUACGACCUGCUGGACGCCUCCUCUCACCACUCGGUGGCCGAGGGCCACAAAGCCAGCUUCUGCCUGGAGGACACUUCCUGUGACUACGGCUACUACAGACGAUUUGCCUGCACCUCACAUACCCAGGGCCUGAGCCCAGGAUGUUAUGAUACCUACAACGCAGACAUCGACUGCCAGUGGAUUGACAUCACAGAUGUGAAACCUGGAAACUAUAUCCUCAAGAUCAGUGUAAAUCCGUCCUAUCACGUCCCAGAAUCAGACUACAGCAACAACGUUGUGCGCUGUGACGUUCGCUACACUGGCAACUACGCCUACGUGUCAGGUUGUCAACUGUCAUCGUAUUAAGCAACUCAGAGAAGAUGUAAAUGACAAUGCAGAGGACUGCAUAUGAAAGCUUAUGAAACAUUAGGAAAUAAAUGUUGAAUUGUAAAUUUAAAAUACUCCCAAUUUAGAAAGAAAAAGUAGGAAUCAUUUGACGUCAUAGUGACGGAUAAUGUCUCAUUUCUUUGCUUGUUUUUCUCCAUACUGAUAUAUUCUUAUCUCUUCUUUUCUUUAGAAUAUUUUUAAAUUUUUUUUACUUCUAUUGCAUUGUACUGUAUGCUUGUCUUUUAUACCACUUGUAAGAUAGUUCAAGAAUAAAAUCCAUGACAUUUUUAAUCUUAGCAAGUUAGAAAUGUAAACCACCUUACCCUCCUUGUUAAAUCAAUAUCAAUUAUAUCACAAUUUUAAAAUGAACCAGCUGUAAAGGAAACUGUAUUUGUUAUAUUUAUAUGCAACAGGAGAAACUCACUUUACUUCAAAGCUUUUGUUGAAACUGAGUUGAAUAAAACUUUGUGAUAUUGUAUCACUUGAAGUGA